Molecule: messenger RNA, 2439 nt
Organism: Acaromyces ingoldii
Lineage: Eukaryota; Fungi; Basidiomycota; Exobasidiomycetes; Exobasidiales; Cryptobasidiaceae
Product: Metallo-dependent phosphatase
Exons: 9
Coding region: 238-2136 (632 amino acids)
Biological process (GO): calcineurin-mediated signaling; fungal-type cell wall organization
Cellular component (GO): cytoplasm; calcineurin complex
Molecular function (GO): calmodulin-dependent protein phosphatase activity; calmodulin binding
Source: RefSeq, a predicted model, not a curated record
GCCAGUGACGGACCUAGCCUCUUCGCUCCUGGAGACAGCCAAGUUAUCUUUCUACGUGGACCCGACAUCGCCAUUAUCGUCCAGGACGUGCAUCUUAAAGGAGGAAGAAAGGAGAGCACCAAAGUUCUCGCGACUUGUUAUUCGGAGACGCUCAGAUACUCGGGAAGAGAGAAUAAGGGGGUCCGCAUUGACAGAUCUCACUCUCCGUCCGCCUUAAAUCAGAGCUUCCUCGCCACUAUGUCGUCAACUACAUCGUCAAUGACGGCCAAGCAGCAGCGGCUGGAGAAUGCUCUGAGCCAGAUCACUCAAAAGGCGGCCCCUCCAGAGAUCGACUUUACGCUGCACACCACCGAUGACGGCACGCAGGUGUCAACGCAAGAGCGUGUCGUCAAGGACGUCCAGGCGCCAGCAUUCAGCAAGCCGACCGACGAGCAGUUCUGGAGCACUCAGGACCCUUCGAAGCCCGACAUUGCUUUUCUCAAGAACCACUUCUACCGCGAGGGCAGGUUAACCGAGGAGCAAGCCCUCUACAUCAUCCGAACAGCGACUGAGAUCCUAAAGAACGAGCCUAAUCUCCUCGAGGUCGAUGCACCGAUCACCGUCUGCGGCGAUAUUCAUGGACAAUACUUUGAUCUGAUGAAGCUCUUCGAGGUGGGAGGCAACCCAGCUGAAACGAGAUACCUCUUUUUGGGCGAUUAUGUGGACCGUGGCUAUUUCAGUAUUGAGUGUGUGCUUUACCUCUGGGCGCUCAAGAUCUGGUACCCCAAGACGCUAUUCUUGCUCCGGGGAAAUCACGAGUGCCGUCACCUCACCGACUACUUCACCUUCAAGCUUGAGUGCAAGCACAAGUACUCGGAAACGAUCUAUGAGGAGUGCAUGGAGUCAUUUUGCACGCUUCCACUUGGAGCCAUUAUGAACAAGCAAUUCCUCUGCAUUCACGGCGGGCUUUCGCCUGAGCUUCAAACGCUCGACGACUUGCGCAGCCUCAAUCGCUUCCGUGAGCCACCGACACAUGGGCUCAUGUGCGACCUUCUGUGGGCAGAUCCACUGGAAGACUUUGGGUCGGAGAAGACGAAUGAAAGCUUCGUUCACAACCACGUCCGUGGCUGCUCCUACUUCUUUACGUACCAGGCCGCUUGCCAGUUUCUCGAGCGUAAUAACUUGCUCUCGAUCAUUCGAGCCCACGAGGCGCAGGACGCGGGCUAUCGCAUGUACCGGAAGACAAAGACGACUGGCUUCCCUUCUGUCAUGACAAUCUUUUCGGCGCCGAACUACCUCGACGUCUACAACAACAAGGCGGCUGUCCUCAAGUACGAAAACAACGUCAUGAACAUCCGGCAAUUCAACUGCACCCCCCAUCCUUACUGGCUGCCCAACUUUAUGGACGUUUUCACCUGGUCGCUUCCCUUUGUGGGCGAAAAGAUCACCGACAUGCUUAUCGCCAUUCUCAAUAUCUGUAGCAAGGAGGAACUUGAAGAGGAAGAGGAGGAGGAGGAGCUGCCGACAACGCCGACAGCAGCUCAGCUCGAAGAGUCAGCCGAGAGGAGGACAGUCAUCAAGAACAAAAUUCUCGCCGUGGGAAGAAUGUCGCGCGUCUUUGCUCUUCUUCGAGAGGAAGCCGAACGCGUGUCGGAGCUCAAGACGGCCGCGGGCACGAGCAAGCUGCCGUAUGGCUCGCUUGCAUCGGGCUCCGAAGGUAUCAAGGAGGCCAUUCACAACUUCGACGAGGCUCGCAAGGUCGACAUCGAGAAUGAAAGGCUUCCUCCCGACCUCUUCGAUGCCGAAGAAGGAGAGGCUGCCGAUCAGGCCAUGCAGAUGUCGCCUCAGAACUCUUUCGAGGGCUUCUCCGCCACAGGCGUGCCCUCCACACCCUCGAGCCCAGCUCCUGGCAGCCCCGGUCGGUCAUCGCCGUCGACCAGCGGUCACAGGCGGGGCCACUCGCGGACGAGCUCGCUGGGCACGACUGCGACGAGCAGCCCAUCGAACAGAAGGAGAAGUCUCGAGAGCACUGUCAACAUGAUCAAGGAGGCGCUCAGUGGCGAGGAGGGCGUUGAUGAGACGCAAUUGGACAAGCUGGCGCAUGACAUUGCCUCGCCCUCGACGCCGAGCCGCCAUUCACCUCAAAACUCGCAGUAAAACGUCAUCGAUUUUCCCAUGCAGACAGCACAAUUUCGUCUACUCGCACGUAUACACUUCUUCCCAAUUCACGCCGACGCACAAUCUCGAGUCAGAAAGGACCAUCAGUCACUCCUUUUUUCCCCUCUCUCUCUCUCUCUUUGAUCUUCUCUUUCUGUUCUUUCCCCACACUAUCUUCUCUUCUUCUGGUCCCUCGCUCUCUGUUUCCUAGCCUCUUUUCUCAUCCAUUGUUCCGUGGCUUUCAAACUGAGCCACGCAUGAAUCAAUCGAGAUUCCAAGAGACGGAGGAGGUCUGGCCCUCUU